Messenger RNA from Pseudovirgaria hyperparasitica, 1749 nucleotides. Its product is annotated as HET-domain-containing protein. The record is from RefSeq and is a predicted model, not a curated record. Bases 1 to 1749 code for a protein of 582 amino acids. NCBI's taxonomy places the organism in Eukaryota, Fungi, Ascomycota, Dothideomycetes, Acrospermales, Acrospermaceae. The transcript has a single exon.
AUGGCCGACUAUGCUGUUUCCGACUACAAUGGAGACUCAGGUUGUAUAUUCCUGAGGGAAGGUGUGGGAUCAUCGAGCGAUAUUCCCACCAACACCUUUGCUAUUCAGUUCUUUUAUCCACCAACCUCACAACCUUGUCCUUGGGACUUUGUGAAGCCUGGUCGAGAAAUCGCCGACGCCCGACAAGAUAUCGCUCAGGACCUUGUGGGUGGUUGGAUGUCCAAGUGUGUUAACGAACAUACGACCUGCCAUAGACCCGUUUCCUCGUUACCGACACGAGUCAUCGAUGUCGGCAAAACGUCUGAAGAUAAAGUGUCUCUUCACAUAUCGUCUGGAUGCAUGGGCCAGUAUGCAGCCUUGAGUCACUGUUGGGGCACACAUAUGCCUUUGCAGACGACUAGAAAGAACCUGGAGGAACAUUGUUCCUCUAUAGCAAUGACCAGGCUCCCCCAGACCUUUAGAGACUCUGUAGAACUCUGCAGGAUGCUAAAUAUCCGGUUCUUAUGGAUCGAUAGUCUGUGCAUCAUACAAGACGACCCUGACGAUUGGGAAGCCGAAGUCUCUCGGAUGGGAAAAGUGUACUAUGACGCACAUCUAGUGUUGGCAGCCUCACAAGCGAAGGACUCCUCUGGUGGACUGUUCAACAAAUUAGGAGAAUCCGUGCAUCAAUCUAUGCACGUUGGCACGGUACACGACUCUUCUGGAGCCGAGAGUAAGAUCCACGUCAAUGUAACCCCCAUUGGCAACAAUAUUAUGUUGCAUUGGCACAGUAUGGCACUCUUAAACUCGCCAUUGGCAUGCAGGGCAUGGGCACUGCAAGAACAUAUUCUAGCAAGCAAGAUUGUACACUUUACACGCACAGAAAUAUACUGGGAAUGCAGUUCUACCGUCGCUUGUGAAUGCAUGAUCAUGGAUCAUUCCCAAGCUGAGAGUGAGUGCAUCCGCCGAGAAAGAAUUUUCAGGCCACACAGUACCAAGGAAGAAUAUCUGGAAGGUCCUUUCAGUCAUAGUAUUCCAGAAAGUUCCAGUCUUUUGUGGUUAGAGUUACUUUCAAAGUACUUCUCGCGACAUACCACUUACGAAUCGGAUCGAUUACCGGCUAUAGCUGGGCUCGCAUCGUACUUGAAAUCACACGGGGCUAGCGAGUACAUUGGCGGACUCUGGAAGAAAGACCUGGCUCGGUCACUAUUAUGGACAGCUAUACCGACAGUCCGACGUGAUCCUCGUCGUGUCAAUGGAUCCCCAACGUGGUCCCCGUUUUGUGCAGAUCUGAGUAAAAACACACAGAAACAAACGACGAUUAGUUUCGGAUGGAGCGGUGGCCACGACAUCUAUCCUUUUGAGCUCAAAUACUUCAUUCAUGACAUCGAUGUGCACUGUACCCCGUCUCGUCCUGACCCUUUCGGCAGGAUCAGCUCCGGCAUGCUUCGACUUCGAGGUAAAACACUCCCGAUUCGCUCCCUUGAUCACGGUGAUCGUGUGACAUUUGCACGACUUGGACAUAAUGACACAUCAAUGGUUGUGUAUUGGGAUGUUGACCCGCAUGAGGUAGACAAAGACCGCUUAUAUUUCCUAUUAGUCGCACAGCGCACAGAUCGACCCGAGACACGAGGCUUGUUACUCCAGAGUUGUAUUGGUGAGGAGUUGACGUAUCAGAGGGUUGCGAUCGCAUGCCAGAAUCCAGACGGAGCUGAAGAGAUGGCGGCAGCGUUUGACGGAGUCAAUGAGACAGAGCUUACCAUUAUCUGA